AUGGCAAUUGCUCGAACUGGAGUUUACGUUGAUGAUUACCUUGAGUAUGCCAGCACUUUCCCUGCGGAGCUUCAAAGAUUGCUAAAUACAGUUCGCGAACUAGACGAGAGAUCUCAAUCGCUCAUAAACCAGACGAGGCAGCAAACUAAGUAUUGCUUAGGGCUUGCCUCACAGAGUUCCAAGAAGGGAAGUGGCUACAAUCAUUACAACAAUGGUCUUGAUGAAGACGAAACGAUUGAGAAAAUGCGUAAAGAGAUUGAGUCUAGUCAGGAAAAUGCAUUAAGUUUGUGUACAGAGAAGGUCUUAUUGGCCCGACAAGCGUAUGAUCUUAUAGACAGUCAUAUUAAACGACUUGAUGAGGAUCUGAAUAAUUUUGCUGAAGAUUUAAAGCAAGAGGGAAAAAUUCCACCAGACGAGCCGUCUGUUCUUCCUCCACUACCUAUAGUUCCUAAACAGGAAAAGCGCAAGUCCUUCUAUGGCACACCUCAGUCUAAAAAGAUUGAUUACAGAGACAGAGAGUGGGAUCGUGACAGGGAUUUUGAGCUCAUGCCUCCGCCAGGAAGCCAUCGAAAAGACUUCGCCCCUAUUGACGAACAGCCAAUCGAUCCAAACGAACCAACUUACUGUGUCUGCCAUCAGGUGUCCUUUGGAGACAUGAUUGCCUGUGACAAUGAGAAGAAUUGUCAAGGAGGUGAAUGGUUUCACUACACAUGCGUUGGCCUCACACCUGAGACCAGAUUCAAAGGGAAAUGGUAUUGCCCCACUUGCAGGCUUCUCCCACAGUCACAUUAA
This is a messenger RNA of Thlaspi arvense, 792 nucleotides long. The record is from the annotation of a GenBank genome assembly. Lineage: Eukaryota; Viridiplantae; Streptophyta; Magnoliopsida; Brassicales; Brassicaceae.